Colletotrichum fioriniae is the source of this 768-nucleotide messenger RNA. RefSeq lists its product as uncharacterized. The record is from RefSeq and is a predicted model, not a curated record. Lineage: Eukaryota; Fungi; Ascomycota; Sordariomycetes; Glomerellales; Glomerellaceae.
AUGAAGGUCGUUUUGUUAAGCUUUGGACGAAACGCGACUUUGGGAUUCUACUACGCACUCAAGAUUCUGGGCUACAAGCCAUACCAUCAGCUCGAAGUCUUCAAGAAUGGCGUACCCCACGUUCGCAUGAUGAACGACGCAGUCCGCGCGAGCUCUCAAGGGAUCGGCAAACCUUUCACCCGUGAGGACUUUGACAAGUUCCUGGGCGAUUUCGAUGCCAUCACCGACAUCCCCGCAUGGUUCCUCGAGGACCUCGUCGCAGCCUACCCUGACGCCAAGUUUGUCCUCACUGAGCGUGAUCCCGAGGCGUGGAGAAAGUCCGUGGCCAAGACUUUCCAGCCACUGGGCGAGUUUUGGCUAUCGCCUAUGAUUCGCCUGGUCGGAUUGUUCGACUCGUAUACGUACUACAUCAGCAAACUGACCUACAGCUUCGUCUACGUUCUCUAUGGGGGUUAUCUAGGGCCCGACAAACAGAAAGCUCAGCGCAAGGCUGUCAAGGUCUAUGAGAGACAGAUGGUCAAGGAACUCAUUCCAGCGGAUAAGCUACUCGUGAUUAAACUGGAGGAAGGACUUGGAUGGGACAAACUUUGUCCUUUCCUCGGUCACGAUAUUCCAGAUGUUCCUUAUCCCAGAGUCAAUGAAGCAGCAGAGUUCCAGGUCAUGGUGAUGAAAGACAUGAUAGCGUCGUGGAAGAAGACUGCGCUCAAGAUUGGAAGCUUUCUCGUUCCCUUGAUAGGGGCAUCGAUUUGGCUCUCAAGACAAUCUUAG